GCAAUCUUUGUGUUCGACCUUCAAAAUGAUGAUAAUAGCUCCUUGUGGAAGAUAAACAUGGACACAAAGAUCCUGACAAAGGUUCCGACUGAAAAUUCACUUGUAUGGGGAAUCGCUAUCGACACUCGGAACAAGAAGUUGUUUCUAGCAUUUGCCACAAAAAUCACAAUGAUGAACUACGACGGGAGUGACUAUGUCACCCUACUAAACAAAAAGAAUGGCAAUCAUUUUGGUAUGAUGUUUGACAUGGAAGGUCACAGACUGUACUACGCUGAUUCUUCAGUGCUCACUUUGGGAUCCCUGGACUUGGAGACGAACGUUACCACUGUGUACCGUAACGACACUUUAUAUCUGUCUGUUCAUGAGUUCGAAGGUGUACUGUAUGCUGGGCCUUUUGGAGACAGGGGGACAGUGGAUGUACUUCCUGGAGGCUGUGGGCCACGCUCUUAUGUGUACUUUAACACAUCAAUUCAUGGAGGCAUACGUGCUACUGUCUUCAGGAUAUAUGGUUGUCCCUCUGGGUGGUAUGGUCGGCUGUGCACCCGGGAAUGUGGGAAAUGCUUCAAUGGAAGUGCUUGUGACAACAUCGAUGGCCAUUGUGCAGAUGGGUGUGACACUGGCUGGAUUGGCGACACGUGCACUACUGCAUGUCCAAAUGGUACCUACGGCGAGCGCUGCGGGAAUCUGUGUGACCAAUGUGUUGGCGGCGCCCCCUGUCAUCCCGCUAACGGCACGUGUCAAGCCGGAAACUUGGUACAAGAAUUAUAUCAUGAAGAUUGGAACCUUGUUGUCUGGGCGCUGGUGUCUGUUUGUGUCUUUCUGGGAUUGGUUGUGGUGGUUCUCGUGAUCCUCCUGGUCAGAUGUAGAAGAAUGGUCGUGACGAACAAGCAAAAGAAGAUAGGCGUUACUGCUGGUGCCGUGAGAAACCCCACCUACCAGGAUGACACGGGAGAUGCAGGAGAUGACAUAACCAGUGUGACCCAUCCGGAUCACGUGUACGAGAAGAUGGACAAUGUGCAGCCCCCUGUGUAUGAGACGCUACAUGCUUGAGAGGCACAAUAAGCCAUCCCCGUAUACAGACGUAGCAUGUAUUGGGGUUCAUAUUGUGUAAAAGCUCAUGUGCCACCCCAGUGUAUGACACAUUACAUUUGUACGGGGUCACAUUGUAUAUAUA
Haliotis rubra (blacklip abalone) is the source of this 1174-nucleotide messenger RNA. RefSeq names its product multiple epidermal growth factor-like domains protein 10. The transcript is spliced from 8 exons. Bases 58 to 1050 code for a protein of 330 amino acids. Gene Ontology annotation, molecular function: scavenger receptor activity. NCBI's taxonomy places the organism in Eukaryota, Metazoa, Mollusca, Gastropoda, Lepetellida, Haliotidae. The record is from RefSeq and is a predicted model, not a curated record.